AUGGCUAUUCACGAGGGACAAAGCCCUGAACAGUGGAAAUGUGGAAGUGUGGUUCCCAUCAUCUCCCUAUCAUCCACCUACCAACUUGAUCAUGCUAGUACCGCACCUGAGGGCAAAUAUUUCUACUCUAGGAUCGGCAACCCAACGAGAACUGUGGCCGAACGGUGUGUGGCUGCUCUUGAAAACGCCAAAUAUUGUUAUCUCUUCGGGAGCGGUUCGGCCGCCAUGGUGGCCAUGUGUCACGUGCUCAAGUCAGGUGAUCACAUAAUCUGCAUGGAUGACGUAUACGGAGGUUGGCAUUUAUUAUUUUUGAACAUAAUAACGGAGAGCAAUGUUGAAGCAACAUUUGUUGACGCCACUGACAUCAAUAACAUUAAGAGCGCCAUAAAGCCAAACACCAAGAUGCUGUGGCUGGAAACGCCGACAAACCCGACGUUGAAGGUGGUGGACAUUGAAGCGGCUUCAGCAGUGGCCCACCAGCAGCCAGGUGUCAUCGUCGUCGUCGAUAACACCUUCAUGUCUUCAUACUUCCAGAGACCGCUAGAGCUAGGCGCCGAUGUUUCCUUGCAGUCACUAACUAAAUAUAUGAACGGCCACACGGAUGUUGUUAUGGGUUCUGUUUCUGUAAACGAUGAUGAACUUGGGAAAAAGUUGAAAUUUCUGCAAGCAUCACUGGGUGUCAUUCCAUCCCCAUUCGAUUGCUACCUAUUGAAUCGGGGCUUGAAGACGUUGGCACUCCGCAUGAGGCAGCACAUGAAGAAUGGACUGCAGGUGGCUAGGUAUCUGCAGGGUAAUCCUAGAGUUGAGAAGGUCAUCCACCCUGGGUUACCUGACCAUCCGAACUACGACGUUUCGAUGAAGCAGUGCAGAGGAUUCAGUGGUAUGGUCUCCUUCUACAUCAGGGGUGGAAUGUCUGAAACGCAAAAGUUCUUCAGCUACUUGAAGCUCUUCAAACUAGCUGUCAGCCUUGGUGGAUACGAGAGCCUCGCUGAAUUACCGGCGACAAUGACGCACACGGCUCUGACGGAAGAGGAGAGAUUGAGAUUGGGCAUGACGGAUAACUUCAUCCGCCUUUCUAUCGGACUGGAGGAUGUUGAGGAUUUGAUUGAGGAUUUGUCGCAAGCUCUGGAAAAAGCAGUCGUUGGAAAAUGUUAA
Helobdella robusta is the source of this 1155-nucleotide messenger RNA. RefSeq lists its product as hypothetical. Gene Ontology annotation, biological process: transsulfuration. Bases 1 to 1155 code for a protein of 384 amino acids. The record is from RefSeq and is a predicted model, not a curated record. Gene Ontology annotation, molecular function: pyridoxal phosphate binding; cystathionine gamma-lyase activity. Gene Ontology annotation, cellular component: cytoplasm. The transcript has 11 exons. Lineage: Eukaryota; Metazoa; Annelida; Clitellata; Rhynchobdellida; Glossiphoniidae.